AUGGUGAGGAGAUGCGACAAGAGCUUCAGGUGUGUGUGGUGGCUGAGUGCUUUGGUUCUUACUCUGGUUCAUGGAAACAACUUGAGCCAACAGGUCCAGGAGAGGCCACCCUGCCAGCCAGGAACCUAUGGACCAGCAGCUGAUGCUGUGUCCAUAGAAAGCUGUCUUAAGUGUCCUCCUCAACACUACUCUCACAGACCAGGCCUGUCUGCCUGUCUGCCCUGUAGCCCUGUGGCUCAGCAGCCUCUGUCUGGUCAGGACACUUGCAUCUGCAUGGGAGAAGGACAGACUUUCCAGACCAGUGACGGGCUUUGCCACUGCACCAUCGGCUACCAACCUGCUAACAACGAAGAUGUGUGUGCACAGAAACAGUACGACGUCUGCAGCGAUGGAAAAACUCGUUCACAGUAUGGAAACUGUAUGGACAGAUAUCAGUGGUCUCUUCACUGCAUGCAGCAGGUGUGUCAAUCUGCAGAAGACUACAGGGGUUAUGAUGGAGAGCUGGGUCUGUGUGUUUGCAAAGAGCCUCCUGGAAGAGCUCUGUGUGGAGGCCUUUGUAGGAGAAGGCCAGCUACUGAACUGGAGUUGCUAUGCCGGACAAAUGGAGAAAUGGAGCUGGUGUGGAGUUAUGGCCACCAGGUGAUGGGUGUUUCAGGCAAGCUGCAGGAGACGUUUCUUAAACGCUCAGACUCUGAUGGAACUCUGUGCAACAGCCAUAUAAGCUCCUCACAUGCUGUCUACAUUGUUCAGACAACAGAGGCGGGUUUUCUCGGCCUCCUCAGCGGCCUCCCAAAGGAACUUCAGCGACUGUUUACUGUUACCACAGAGAGGAAUGCGGAGCUGAACACUCAGAGCUCAGCUGAAAGAGAUUUUGAUAUCCUCUGGGAAGUCACUAAAGUUGAAAAUAUCAGUCAUGAAGGAAGAGAAAACGAUGGAAACAAGAGUGAUGUCAAAGAAGAAAUAAGAGAACUGAGUGUAACCGGAGUUUUGAACCCCACAACGUGUCUCCAGUUGGGCGAUGUUAUCCUGUUUACUGUUGACACACAUCACUAUCCUCAGUAUGAUCUUGACAAUUUAUACAACACAAACAGAGAUUUUGACUGGGGGGCAGUCAGACGGCUGAAAGAAGAGCUGACUCUGUCCUGGACUCCUCCAAACUUCUUUGCGUUGGUCUUCAGCCAGGCUGGAGUAUACGUUUUUACACUGAGCAGCCAACACCACAAACACAUGUAUGUGCGGGUGAUGCCAGCAGGCGGUCAGUGUUAUGAGACCGGCCCCUUUUUCCCCACCAUCCCUCGUCAUGUGACCAGGCUGGGAAUCAGUAGGAGACGCAACCUGUUACUAAGGCCUGAUUGGCUGGUGACCGGAGGACUGCUAUUUGGAGCUGUUGUCAUCCUCUGUUUAUGUGUGACACUGCUGAUCCUGUUUCGUGAAUAUGGAUGGCCUGAGAAGAAGCCAAUCAAAGCGCGGUACCGCUUGUUGCAGCUGUCCUACAACAUGGACGACUACUCAUCAAAAGGCUCAAGGGUGAUCUCACUUAGGAAGAUUCACAGAAAUCAUCAAGCUAGAAUGACACAGGACUCCAUUCAACCAGGAUCUUUAGAGGAGUUCUGGGAUUACGAGCACCAGGUGGAUCUGGAGGCUUUCAGCAGCAACACCUUCUACAGCCUCCUGCUCAAACAGAGUCUGUCUGUCACCACACGGCUGGGACAGCUCACAUCUGAGGUGAAGGAGCUAUAUCAGGGAGUGCUUGGGAAACUGCAGGUACUCCACCCACGCUCGAUCACCGAGGAGAGGAUCGGGGAGGGCUAUGAGAGGAUGAGGAGGGAGGUGGAGAGGGAGGUGUUGCGGAGGAAGACUCUUGCCUCACAGCUGAGGACUCUGCUCCACAGUCAGCUGCAGGUUCUGGGGCGAGAGCAGCAGGCCCAGCAGAGGGUCUACAGUUUGCUCACAGCUCAGCUCAGAGAGGGCACCAGAAUACUGUCCAAGGUUUAUAGCAACAACCACCAGCUAAAUUUGUUUCAGAGGCUGACCUCCCUGGUGGAGGAGAUGGGAGAGCUGGUGUCAGCAGAGUGCCAACGUCAGGGGGCCUGGGGGUUUCUGGGUGAGGGUACAGGGGCCAAGCUGCUCUGCCCUGACACUGGAACUGUGCUGACCAAGGACCACAUCUUUGGUCCUGAUGGGUCUCUGCGUGUCUGUCGAGCGGUUCAUUGUGAUUCAGUCACAGGCCUCAUAAGGCCAAAUGCUCACAGUCAUAUGCUGCUAAGCGGCGGCCACACCAUGGCGGUGCCACCAGAUUUCUUCCUCCACCCACAGACAGGCAGGGUUAUGCCCAUAGCUGGCAAUGUGGCCUACGAUCCUGCAAGCUCAACUUUAGUCUUCACAACUGACUCAUGUUCAGAAGAUAACAGGAAGUGGGAUAGUCCCCUCCUUCCUUUCAUCCCUUACCCGACCUCCUGCCACUCAGACCGGCCUCUGCCCAGUGCUCGGCUCAGAGGCCUCCGGCCGGGCCAGAGACUGCAGUUGGGAUGUCCCAUGGCAGACCCAGACACAGGGGUCCCAGUGCCCAUUCUGGCUGUAACCAUCCACCCCCAGACAGGACUAGUCUACCCACUGGGAGGGUUGCAUGUCUGUCCCCUCACCCGCCUGCCGCAGCCCAUACAGAUGGGCUGUCCCAUGCUGGACUCCAGGACGGGGGAUGUGGUGCUCACUGUCGGGGUCAGUCUAGAUCCAGUUGCAGGAGCCGUGCUGCCAGUAGGUGGUAUUCUGCUGGCCGAGCCCUUCAUCGAACCUCUGAGCGGGCGGAUGGGGAGAGUGGGAGGGGCCAACAUACGGGCUGGGCAACUGCUGCCUAACGGAGGAGGGUACCAGGCCCUUCUAGACGGCAAGGUUCUGGCAGUGAUUUUCAAAGUAUUGGAGAUCCUGAAACCACUGACUGAGGAGUGGGGAUCAGACCAGACAUUGCAGCGGGUUCAGAGCGGCGAGAGAGGGAGCAGUCCACACGAACAUCUUCUCGCUGCAGCCAGUGAGCUUCAGCAGGCCUGGGGGAGGAGCCUGUACUCUCAGCUGCAGCUGCAGACCAGACUGUGUUUCAUGCUGGAUUGGACCGCAGGUCUCCAGCAGGAUGGAGGGAGUCUUGGAGAGAUGCCUCUUUUCGGUUCAGACAUGUCUGUACCAGCUUUGUUGGGGAUGGAGUACCCUGACCCAAUGGGAUCUGGUCUUAGUGUGCCUGUGCUGGGGUGUCAGACUGACCUUGUCUCUGGGAAUAUAACAGCGUUGGCAGGAACCAUGGAGGACCCAGAUGGAAAAGGACUAGUGGCCAUCCGUUAUGGAUCUCAGACUGUUGACCCAGUGACAGGCGUGUUGGCCCCCGUGGUUGGUGUCAGACUGGACGUGUCCAGAAAAAACGUUGUACCUGUCACAGCUUCCUAUUGGCUAACUGUGGCAGAUCAAACUGACUGUGUGCAGGUAGAGGCGCUGCAGAGAGAGGUGUGUGUGCGAAACACUUACUGGCAGCAGCAAAGGCAGCGAGAGGAAGAUAUUUUCUCUGAUCUGGACUCGGCUCUAUUCCAGUGUCUCUUUAGAGCCAUAGAAGAAGACUCUUAUCAGGUUCAGUGGUCAGGGAGGCAGCUCAACGAAGCAGCCUUGGAACUGCAGGAAUCGGCGCAGAACGAGGCGCAAAGGAGAGCGGCUCAGCACACCCAGUUGGCUCUGAUCUUGUCUCCGCAUGUAUUAGACAUCCUCACACUGGGGGAUGAGCAGGAGUGGGAUCGGCAGUGCGUUUGGCACUCGGAGCUUGUGUCAGGCCUUGAUAAGCUUGAUGUGUGUAUGGAGCAGCUACAACAAGACAAAGAAAAAUGGACAACCCAUGGAGGAGACUGGAAUACACCCGUCCACGUUAUGGACAGAGAGCUGAGGCAGACAGAGUUGUGGGAGCAGUGUUGUUCCAGACAGACAGAGUUGGAGGUUGCUCUUAAUGCUCUGCACUUUGUCAGGCACCUUUCUCAGCUCCGUGCCGACACUGCGCAGGCAGUAUUAUGUGGGAACUUUUGCUACAAGGAAUACGGUCUGGUCCAGUGCAUUGGACGCACACCGACUGUGGAGGUCAGGGGUUUGCUUCAGCAGAUGGCUUUGCCUCUGCUGGAGAAACUGAACCAGCUCCUGGAAGAUAAACAGCCUGCCUGCUUCUCCCCCAACACCUGCAAUCAGCACAUAUCAGGUUUUCCAACAAAGAUGGCAUAUGGGUUGGACUUAGCGUCUAGAGUCUGGACAGCCUCUGUGCCUGUGGUGAAAGGAAUCUCCACCCAGUCUUUGAGGGAGCCUCUCCAUUUAGCUCAAUCCCAGGAUACUGUUCUGCAGGCCAGCUCAACACCAGCACACAUCUCACAAAGACACACCGCAUCUUCUGGCAUUCUCUCCCAGGAGAGCCAGCCAAUGAAAGAGUCCAGUCAGCCUUCAAGAAGUAUCACUGUCCCCACUAUUCCAGAAAAGGAGUGGACCAAGCUGCUGGAGCUCUCUCCUCUGUUCCAGCUGUUGAAGGGGAUGGAUCUUCAGCUGAAGGGCUGGGCCUGUGGGGCUGGGCUUCUUAGAGGAGAGCUCUCAGAGUCAGACAGAGGCAAGAGUUUCGUAGACGUCCUGGAUGCACAGUGGGAAUGUGAGGGAGAGCUGAUCCCUCUGGACCUUUCAGCCCUUAACCCCAGAGAGUUCCUGGUCUACCAACACGGACUAUUCCUGAUAGACACAUUGAAUAAUCUAAAACUGGCUCCAGUCAUUUCACUUCAGAUAGCAGCUAGUCUUCCAAACAACAACUACUUCAGCAACGCCUUCAGAAAUUCCUUCUUUUACCAGGAGGCCGAGCAGACGCUGUUUAUCCGCCGCCAGAGGCUACAGUCGGUCGGUGGAUUCUCUCUGCUGCUGCUCCACUGUCUGUCCCACAUCAAGAUUAAAGACAUGAGCUCUGACUCUAGUCCUGCCUUCCAGAGACUUUUCUUCAAGAUACUGCAGGCAUGUCUGGGGGAGUUGUUUCAGGCCAUACUGGGCUUGCCUUCCACUGGACAGGAAGCCAAUUUGAGUUUGUUUAUUCAGGACCAAGAGGCCCCUUCAGGAGUCUUAAAGUGAACACUUUCAGAUGUUUAUGCUGCCUCCUUGCUUUACAGGUCUCCCAAACCAAGCAGAGGAUUGCUUUCUGAAAAUGAAGUGGAGGAUCUUCAGAGGAAGCACAGAUAAGCGUCACUGCUCUCCCAUCUUGAAGGACUUUUAAGGGACAAGAGCUCUGAAGUGUAAGGGAAAUUCUUCUAUGAAAGAAGACAAAGACAUCUCACAAAACAUCUAUUCUUUAUUUUAAGCACUUCAGAGAUGAAGGCUGAGGAAAAUGCAGUUUUUACACAAAGAGAAGAUGACCUAAGGAUUGGCAGAUGUUUUACAGACAAACAUUUAUCUCCAAGAAGACAGAAUAAACAUCCUUGCAUUACAAGAACUUCCUUCCUUCCACGGAGAAAAAAGCAUGCCACUGUGUGCUCAAUGUUUUAAGAACUCUUUUUGCAAGCAUUCUCCUUGAUUAAAAAUAUUGUUUAAACACAUAUAUGUUACACAUCAUGAAGUCACUUUACCAAAAUGUAUGACCUGACAUCUACUUAUUGAUCAUUGCGACAAUAAGUAACAAGGCACAGUUUACUCUAUAAAGUGUUACAAUCAGAAUGCAAGGUAAUAUUUGUCCCACAAAGGCCACAGAGAAAAAAAAAUUGGUUAAACAUAACUCAGGACGUGUAUGCUUCCAUACAAUUGUGGAAUGUUAAUAUGAAAGUUUAAAAAUACACCAGUUAUAGAAAUAAACUUUACUAUGUACUAUUAUUUUCAAUCAUAAAUAAAAACUGUUUCUUUUUUAAAGGUUUUCAGAUUUCACUGAUUUGAUUGAAGACUUUAAUUCUAACCUGACCCUUAAAUUGAUACUAAACAAAAUUGACAACAAAACAGUGCUCUCCUUGAUGUUUUAUUUUUAUUUUACGCGUGGCAUUUCUGUAUGGGCUCUUGAUCAGAAGAUAUAAAAAUACAAACACAUGUAGAAUCUGUGUUUUUACACAUACACACACACACACACACGCGCA
Messenger RNA from Gymnodraco acuticeps, 6104 nucleotides. RefSeq lists its product as uncharacterized. The coding region runs from base 1 to 5118 and encodes 1705 amino acids. NCBI's taxonomy places the organism in Eukaryota, Metazoa, Chordata, Actinopteri, Perciformes, Bathydraconidae. The transcript is spliced from 34 exons. The record is from RefSeq and is a predicted model, not a curated record.